AUGUUAGAAGGAGAGUAUAAAGUAACAAUUUCAGAUGGAAAUAAAAAUAAAUUAUAUGAGACAAUUUUACCAAAUGAAGAAGCUGAAGAUUCUUAUAGUGAGAAUGAUAGUGAUAUCGAUUAUGAUGAAGAAAGUAAACAAAAGGAUAAAAAUGAUUUUUCUAUAGAAACUCAUGAUAAAGAUAACAAUAUAAGAAAGAAUUGGCCAUUUCAAGAUGAAGACAACAAAAACUCGGAUUCUCUAUUAAACAGAUAUUUAAGUUCCGAAGAAUUCAAUGAAUUCAAAAAGGAGGAGAAUGAACAAAUUUUAUUAGAUGAACAAACUGCAACAAUAAAUGCAGUUUCAUUUCCAAACACAAAUCAAAGACAAACUGCAACAAUAAGUGGAGUUACUCCUCCAAACACAAAUCAAAGACAAAAUGAAACAAUAAGUGGAGUUACUCCUCCAAACACAAAUCAAAGACAAAAUGAAACAAUAAGUGGAGUUACUCCUCCAAACACAAAUCAAAGACAAAAUGCAACAAUAAAUUCGGAUAUUCAGCGUCAAAUCCCUCAGCAUCAAUCCUCACUACCUAAUGAAACUGCUUCUUAUUCUUCCCAAAUUUCUAAUCAUUUAACCGAUAAUCCUCCAUUAACAGAUUUACAAAAUACACAUCUAGUGCCAAAUUUUGCUUAUGAUUACCAAAAUAAUUUUUCAACGCAUAAACAAUCUAUUAUCGUUAAUAAAGCUUGCAUUGAACUUAUUCCUAAUUAUCAAUCUUUUGAUGAUAAAAAUAAAGAGAUUCACCGAAAAAGAAUCAAAAAUAUUCUGAGGACUUAUCAUACAUUUUCAAUUUCCCAAUCCGCACGUAUUAAAUAUUCAUUAACCAUAUAUACAAAUG
This is a messenger RNA of Trichomonas vaginalis G3, 880 nucleotides long. RefSeq lists its product as uncharacterized. The annotation marks the transcript as partial. Lineage: Eukaryota; Parabasalia; Trichomonadida; Trichomonadidae. The transcript has a single exon. The record is from RefSeq and is a predicted model, not a curated record.